Messenger RNA from Rhopalosiphum maidis (corn leaf aphid), 687 nucleotides. RefSeq names its product DNA-directed RNA polymerase II subunit Rpb4 (gene Polr2D). Gene Ontology annotation, cellular component: RNA polymerase II, core complex; P-body. The coding region runs from base 148 to 564 and encodes 138 amino acids. Lineage: Eukaryota; Metazoa; Arthropoda; Insecta; Hemiptera; Aphididae. The record is from RefSeq and is a predicted model, not a curated record. The transcript has 2 exons. Gene Ontology annotation, biological process: nuclear-transcribed mRNA catabolic process, deadenylation-dependent decay; positive regulation of translational initiation; transcription initiation at RNA polymerase II promoter. Gene Ontology annotation, molecular function: nucleotide binding; translation initiation factor binding.
CAAAUUUACCAAUAAAAUUUAAAAACAUUUAAGUUAAAAAUUAAAACUAUAAUUAUAAAAAGUUAAACCUACUAGCACAAUAGUACAAAUAUAUAAUUUGAUUUCGGCAAGUUUAUAGCCGCUGCGUUUUAUGUAUCAAUAUUUACCAUGGCGCAACAUAUGAACACUGCUGUGGACGAAGACGCCGCGCUGUUGCAAUUUCCUAAAGAAUUUGAAAACGCUGAAACCUUACUUAUUUCCGAAGUAAAUAUGUUGUUGAAAUUUCGUAAGAACCAAAAUGAAAGUGCUGAAGAAGAACAAGAAUUUUCGGAAGUGUUUAACAAAACAUUGACAUAUACAGAACAAUGUUCCAAGUUCAAAAACAAAGAAACCAUUGUUGCUGUAAGGAAUUUACUUGCCGGGAAAAAAUUGCACAAAUUUGAACUGGCAUCAAUUGGUAACUUAUGUCCUCAACUCGCCGAUGAAGCCAAAUCACUUAUACCCAGUUUAGAAGGCAGAUUUGACGAUGAUGAAUUACAACAAAUUCUAGAUGAUAUACAAGCUAAAUUAAGUAUUCAGUACUAAUUAAAUUUUACCAAAAAAAAAAAAUGAACUAUUUCUUUAAUUUUGUGUAAUUUUUAAAUAAUUUCCUUGCUAUUUAAAAAUAUUUAUGUAUUUCCAAUAAUCGAAAAAUUGUCUAGCAUUAUA